Aspergillus udagawae is the source of this 336-nucleotide messenger RNA. RefSeq lists its product as uncharacterized. The transcript has a single exon. The record is from RefSeq and is a predicted model, not a curated record. Lineage: Eukaryota; Fungi; Ascomycota; Eurotiomycetes; Eurotiales; Aspergillaceae. Bases 1 to 336 code for a protein of 111 amino acids.
AUGGUCGAUAUCGCCGGGCAGGGUCGCCUUCUUUUACUCGCCAACAGCAAAGCCCAUUACCCAGAAGCCCGCAUCGCCGUUCAGGGCGACCGGAAUCCCUACUCCCGCACGCAGAGCCACGUCCGCAUGGCGUCACUUCUUGGGAAAACUCUCUUCACAACCGACUACCACCUCUGCCCACUACAGACGACGGCCCUUCUCAGGCCCCAGUAUUACAGGGAGAUGCUGCGGGAACAUAUCAAAGUCACCCCCGGCUUCUCCGUCCUUUCUAUGACGCCCUUGUUUCCCGGGCGGCCUCACCCUCACCUCGAAAGAGGAGACCCCCAAACGGGAUAG